UCUAUUUGAAUUUAACAUCAAAUUAGCUAAAUGUGUCAACAAAAAUACAAUAAAUAGCUAACAAAAUAUUAAGGGCAUCUCUAGAAAUACACUUACCGCUCUCAGAAGGAAUUUGAAGUCACUGAGUGGCAUUCACAUCAUUCCUCAGCAACAACAUGCGCUUAAAAGAGUACCCGGAAAUCAUGUUGGAUACAAUACCGAAGCUUUAUGAAAUCCACAGCAAAGUAUUCAUCACAAAUCUUUAUGGUAUGGAGGAGCAAGUGGAGCGUCUGCCAAAGCGUUUCUGCAAGAUGUACACGACUCAACCCCUCGCCAAUCAGCUUUGGAUAUACUUAAAUCGUCGUAAUGCCAACAUUUCUAUGCAAGACUUUCAUAUAGUUGAGGAAUCUCAACCCUUUGCGAUUCGUCUUAGCGACGGAAAGCGUCUGGAGGUGAUGCUCUGUGCUGGCAAUGAGCUUGGAAGCAGUCUUAUGCUGUUAAUUCGUAGACAGCAUGGAGGAAGGUUACUCUACUACUAUUCAGCUGUACAACAGGACGAUCUCAGUCGUUUAAUGGGCAAUGAAACCUACCAGAAAUGGAUUUCACUAGGCACCGAGGUUCUCUUUUUAAAUCUUCAGGCAGCCAAUCAACCGUUCGUCCAUAUAGAUUUUGAAGGUGUUGCCGCAGAAAUUUCAAAAUAUUGCAAGGACACGGGCAACGAGGAUGUGAUUAAAGUUCCUCUCUUUGGCUAUGAAUAUCUUGUUCAUAGGCUAGCUAAAACGUUUACCUUAUUUGGCCAUAUUGAAUUGCAGGACAGCUUUAUGUGUAACUUUUGCUGUCUGACUUUAGACACGAGAUACUUUCAUCGGCCUGGUUACACAUGUACUGUCAAAAUAUGUAAUACAAACAACUUUCCAGGCAUGGAACAUUAUCCACUCUCCAAACUUAAAUGGACUCCAGUGCCUAAUCGUAUUAAUCUUAUUCAACUUUGUAGCCUGCUCCGUCCGCUUCACAUAAGUGGAAUAGUAGGAUACCAUGAAAUGGGCAAUGUCGGACCAGUGCCGGCGUAUCUAAAACGUUUCAAAAAAGGUUACUCCCCAAAAUCGCAUGGAAUCGAAAUACCUGAAACUCAGUUAACGCAUGAACACAGUAAUGAUAAUGCACCUGCUGGAUAUUCCAAUACCCAAUCAGAGAAGAUAUCUCCUGCCAAAAGUCCUAAAGAUGGAACUAAUUCUCGUAGGGAUCCUUUUGUUUUUACCAAGCCUAGAAAACUUGCCUUUGUUGAAUACGAAGAUGAUAGAGAUUAGCUACGAUAAAAUUCGUCGAUCCUUGAUUUGAUUCCCAUAUUGGGGACUAUGCGCAAUCACACGGUUUGUGGUGAAACACUUUGUUAUCCUGUAAAGAUCUUAUAAUGCUAGAUAUUUAUCGCAUAAGUAGUCUGGUUAGGAAAGAGUGUAGGAUGUCUGAUUGCUCCUGCCUAGCACUGUUUAUUGGGUAGUUCCAUACUUAAGUUAGUCCAUAAUAUAUGCAGAGAUCUAAAUUUACAUAAUCAUGAAAAUUCAAGGAAUCGCGUAAUGAUUGAAAACUAAAAUCGAAUAGAUUUUUUUCCUGUUUCCAACCAAUCUCUAAUAUUUACAUAUGUUUAUUUUUUUAAAUAUCUGAUGUUACAUUUAAAUUGUAGUUAUGAUGAAUUUGCACGCCUGAGCUGGAAUAAUACUCUUGAAAUAAGUUAAUAUAAUAUAAGUUAAAAGAAUUAGUAAUGUAAACCAAAACUGUAAAUCGAGUUUAAAAUAGAAAUGUGAAAAUCGAAAGAAAAAAAAAGAAAGAAGAUGUUAAAAAUAUCGUGUCAUGGGGAAGUAUGAUAAAAAUGAAAAUUUAUACCCUCGAUCGAUCCUGCAGCACCGUUGUUUUCAUAAAUAAAUUAAACACUCUUAAUUUGAUUAUGGUGUAUUAUUCAUUUCUGUUUAUGUCAUUUGGCUAAUAGUCAUAUUACAUAUUUAUACAAUUCUAUGUUUUCCAAUGCUUUCUUUAGUACAUGUUUUUCUGUGUAUAUAAUAGUUAAGCCGCUGCCUAAAAUCAAAUAAAAAAUGCAAACUUUGUACGGAAC
This is a messenger RNA of Drosophila innubila, 2086 nucleotides long. RefSeq lists its product as uncharacterized. The coding region runs from base 156 to 1286 and encodes 376 amino acids. The transcript has a single exon. The record is from RefSeq and is a predicted model, not a curated record. NCBI's taxonomy places the organism in Eukaryota, Metazoa, Arthropoda, Insecta, Diptera, Drosophilidae.